Camponotus floridanus (Florida carpenter ant) is the source of this 959-nucleotide messenger RNA. It is a transcript of the gene BNIP3, whose product is annotated as BCL2/adenovirus E1B 19 kDa protein-interacting protein 3. The record is from RefSeq and is a predicted model, not a curated record. The coding region runs from base 191 to 778 and encodes 195 amino acids. Gene Ontology annotation, biological process: positive regulation of apoptotic process; mitochondrial outer membrane permeabilization. The transcript is spliced from 6 exons. NCBI's taxonomy places the organism in Eukaryota, Metazoa, Arthropoda, Insecta, Hymenoptera, Formicidae. Gene Ontology annotation, cellular component: nucleus; mitochondrial envelope; mitochondrial outer membrane.
CAGCAGCAUUUUCUCGCGGUUGCUCGUGGCGGCAAGUGCGUCGUUGUCAUCGUCGUCGUGUCCGCAUCGCGAUCGCGGCGUCCGUUUCGUCCGCAUCUCGUCCAUUAUUCGCGCCUCGUCUCCCGGCGUCUCCUUUCGCUCGCCGCGAGAUUUCCCGUAUCGCGUGAGUGUUCCACGUACGACCGGGACAAUGUCGUCGACGGUCAAGUGCGCGUCGGACGAGCAGCUGAGCGAAUCAUGGGUGGAGCUUGUGCCGGACCCGCCGUUAGCUGCCCGAAUAACGCCGACACCUUUCAGCGUCACCGGCGAACGCGAAUACCUGCGACUUCUCCGAGAAGCACAGAGAGAUUCCACACAUUCAUCGGCGAAGCAUUCCUUGGCGUCCUCGCGCCGGGAUACUCCAAGGGACAGCCCGAAGAGCCCGCCGAACAGCCCAAACACGGAACUGUCGACUGAAGAUGAACUCAAAGGCGUGUAUAUAAAUUACAACUGCAACAAGGAGGGCGAACUUUUAGAAAAGAACACGGAUUGGAUCUACGAGUGGAGCUCCCGACCGGACCAGGUGCCGCCAAAAGACUGGAAAUUUAAACAUCCCCUGGGCACUAAGAGGAAAACAUAUAGUAUUCGCACAGCAAAGGUGGGAAAGAACGGAUUGUUUUCCAAGGAGGUCAUUUACACUCUGUUCUUCACGAAUCUUUUGUCUCUGCUCAUCGGAACCGGUCUAGGCGUUCUGCUCACUAGGCGGGGCUUGAUGAUGUCCCGUGUCGCCAUUGAGUGAAGAAUAUGAUUCCCGGGGUGUGUCAGCAUCAGGAUUUGGUCACGGUUGAAUCUGGCACGCAGAGGAAGGCUAGAGAUGCAAGAAAGACUGAAUAAGCCGGUGGGCGAUCGAGCCUAAAAACAGUUACACGCAGCACAUAAUUCGAUUGUCCCGAUUUAUAAUAUUAGCACUUUGUAUUAUA